AUGGAUUCAUUUGUUGAUUAUUUAGAACAGAAUUUGAUCAAAGAAGAAAAAAGCUGGUAUAAAGAUCAAGCAAGUGAGGUAUUAUUUGUAACUUUACAAAUCACAAAAUGUGAAAAAUUACUAAAAUUAUGUAAUAAUGCCAUAUUAAGAAAUCCUAAAAAUUUUUUUAGUUCUAAAGAAUUUUUAUUUAUACCUAGAGAUUAUUUAGCAAAAUUAUUAGAUAGAGACAUAUUAGGAUUGGAAGAAAUAGAUGUAUUUGUAGGUGUAAUUAUGUGGGGAAUGAAUAAUACACCUAAUAUAUCACAUUUUGAUGAUUUUAGAUUAUGGUCAACAGAAGAUCUUACAUCUUUAAAAUCAACAAUAAUACAAUUUUUGAAUAAAGUUAGAUUCUUUCAUAUGCAACCUGAAGAUUUUAUUAAUAAAGUUGGUCCUUUGAUUAAAAACUUUUCACCUGAAUUAAGUAAUGGAAAUGAAUUAAAAGAAGAUGAUAAUAAUAAUAAAUGGAGGCAAUGUUGUUAUAACCAGGGACCAACAUUAACUGUAAUUAGAACAAAAGAUAUCAAUGAAGAUGAGGUAGUGUUUGGUGGAUUCAAGUCGGUUAGUUGGUCAGACAAUGAUAUAAUUGGUGGAGGAAAAGGUUUUAUAUUUGGUUAUUUGUGGAAAGAUGACAAGUUAUUGUUACCUUGGAUGAUGCCUGUGAAAAAUCAUUUUUACGGAGAUAAAAUUUUAGGUGAUGGACAAUUAUUAUUUAUUAAUUUUACAAAUGGUAAUAAGUUAAUAGCGCAUGCAAACGUUUGGAGUUUAGAAGAAACAAUUGAAGAAUUGGAAGUAUUCAUAGUUUUACAUAAAGAUACAUUAUAA
Molecule: messenger RNA, 861 nt
Organism: Entrophospora sp. SA101
Lineage: Eukaryota; Fungi; Glomeromycota; Glomeromycetes; Entrophosporales; Entrophosporaceae
Source: the annotation of a GenBank genome assembly